Molecule: messenger RNA, 7758 nt
Organism: Oryzias melastigma (Indian medaka)
Lineage: Eukaryota; Metazoa; Chordata; Actinopteri; Beloniformes; Adrianichthyidae
Gene: adar
Product: adenosine deaminase RNA specific
Exons: 15
Coding region: 1279-5307 (1342 amino acids)
Biological process (GO): adenosine to inosine editing; RNA processing
Cellular component (GO): nucleolus; cytoplasm
Molecular function (GO): double-stranded RNA binding; tRNA-specific adenosine deaminase activity; double-stranded RNA adenosine deaminase activity
Source: RefSeq, a predicted model, not a curated record
UGACAUUGGACAGCAGUCCACUUAGAUGCUGUUCUAUGUGUUUGAGCACAUUUUAAAGUAACUGGCAAAGUAAAUUGCAUUUGUUUUGUUGUGUUCAUUCAGUUUUUUUGCAGGUUCGCUUAAAGUUCACAUAAAGAUUUGUUUGUCAGACAUGAUUUUUCACAUCUACAAAGUGGAUUUUCUUUUCUUUUUUUUGUUUUUAAAGGAAAUCAUUGUUGCUUUUUUGGCUGUCAGAUGUUGUCUUACAUCAGGGUCAAAAUAAGUCGGCUCCAGCCCCAUUUGGCUCCGAGGCUGCCAGCUCUGUCAGCCCCUAUUACCCUGAUGAAACAACACUGGUGUUCUCUAAUAAUGUGGGCAUGUUCGGGCCAGCUCAGCUCUAUAUAAAACACCAGUGAUGCUGACUGGGCCAGAGUCAGUAUUGGGUGUCUCCUUGUUGUCAGUCUGAGCGAUAUAGACAUUACUGUGUGUUGUCAGGUAUGACAUUUGAGGCAGAAUCAAUCUCUGUUUUCCAACCUCGCUAGAUAUUUAAAACUGAAGUCCAAACUGAAUAUAUUACCUACUUUUUGUUUUUUUAUGUGUAUGCUUGCAAUUGUCCUGCAUCUUGCCCUUGAAAAUACCCUCCUGCUUUCCAGCUCCACUGUACCUUAUGCUCCAAGCGCACCAGUAUUUUUAUUUCCAGGCCAGAAUUAAAAGAAUAGUCACAAGAAGGCCUGAAUUAUUUAUCAACUUCCUUUUAUCCCAGGAUUAAAUUUCAGUGUGACAGGGAGAGAUAGCGUGUCGCCCUGCAGUAUCCUUGCAGCGUGAUUGGGUUUUAAUCUCAAAACAUAUUCUGCAACAUCAAUAGUGGUUCUGUAGCCCAGAGCUUAUUCUCUGCAGAUAAUUUUUACCUCUUCAUGAUUGAUGCUUUUUGUGUUUAAUGCUGCUGUAUGAUGUUUUUUUCCCCAGCUGUAAUAAAAGGUGAUAAUAAAAAAUAAAUAAACAAAUACGGCCUCUUUAGAGUCUGGGUACUCUGCUAUGUCCAAGGACACUUAAGCAGGUUGGAAGGCUGCCGUCAGAUGUUAAAUUUGUCCUUUGUUUUUCUUCAUUUUAUUUCUCGCUUCAUUUGAAUUUACUCUCUUGACUUCAACUUUUUUUUUUUUCCUCAUUUCAGGUGUUCCCACUGUGUGACCACUCUCCUGACUUAUCAUCCGGGUAUUCUGUUGAUGAUUGAGGGCACACAACGAUACUGAAGCUGCAGAGCCUGCUGCACCCGCCCCCUUUGUGCUCAACCCCUGCGCUAUGAGCAGAGGUAGAGGAGGGUCUUACAAAGAACACCCCCACCGGCAUAUACCCCCCAACUUGCAGGUCAAGGAGAAUUACUACAGACCUGGUGCAGCACAGCUCUUUCCGAGAGACGACCCAGACCAGAUACCGAAUCGACAUUAUUCCAACAGCCCUGGAUGUCCGUCCGUCCCCUUAGGGUCCCCGUCCCCUCUCCUCCCCUCCGCUCCCCCGAUACCAAACCAAUUUAACGUGUCUAAUUCUGGAGCUUUCAAUUGUUCUUAUAACCAGAAUCAGGGUUUUGGUCCGAUUCCGAACUCUUUCCAUUAUAAACAGGUGGAGUUUCUAAGAGGACACACCUCGGAGGCACCACAGUUUAGAGGUGGUGUUAGGGCAAUAGGCAGCAGGCCACCUAACUAUACACACCAGCCACAGCCUCACUAUAAUAGAUACUCAAACCCCAACAGCAGCCCCAGGAGUAGAGGAUAUUACAGAGAAUGCUAUAGGCAAGACCAGAGUUAUUCAUUCCCAUCUCCUUCAGGAUUGUCUCAGGGCUUUGCACGCCCUCAAUACCCGAAUGCAAACCAGUCACGAGGGGUUAACCACCAACUAUCAGACAGACAAACAAGCUUCCUGUGCGAUAAUUUUCAGAGACUGAAUCUCCAACAAGACAGGGGAUGCAGGAAAAGCUUUGAUGGGCGUUCUUCAUCAGGGAAGUAUUCUAAAGCUAAAAUAACACUAACGCCCGUCAUACAGGAGCAAGUGUACAAGGCUUUGACGGCAGAUGAGGCUGUAUCUGCAAGGGUUUUAGCCAAAAAACUACACCUGCCUAAGAAGGUGAUAAAUCAGGCUCUUUACUCCUUAGAACAGUCAAAGAAAGCGUCCAAGCAAGGACUUCAGCCUCCAGAGUGGACUUUGUAUCGAGAAAAUCCCCAGGCCGAGGAAACAACAUCAGCUCAACCACAGAAUCCCCCCUCCCUUUUGAGUUUCAGCUCGAUUCAGCUUCAAUCAGCAGAAGCUAAGGUUGACAUAGAAAAGGAGCAGGAGAUCGAAGAGGAGGACUCCGACGCCGAAUCCAGUUCCUCUUGCUCUUCUUUGGAGUUUUCUGCCUCUGAGGAUUCCCAGUCCUCAGCAAACGUUGGAUGCCAAGAGAGUCCCCGCGCUAGCUCAGCUGAUCUCAAGUUUAGCUCUGCAAUGAUGGCAGAUCAGAAAGAGAAAAUUUUGAAGUAUCUCCUCGAGUCGGGUGAAGCGACCGCUCUCGUCUUGGCAAAGAAUCUGGGCCUCAAGGGUGCCAAGCAGGUCAACCCCACCCUUUACGAUCUGGAGAAGCAAGGCGAAGUCGUUAAAACCGAAACCUCUCCUUACAAAUGGAAGCUGUCUCCCCAUCGCAGAGAGAGGAUGGAAAGGAGCCUGAAAGCCGCCUCCAUCCCUCAAGCUGGUCAGAUGGAGGUGGAUGUUAAAACAGAGCAGGAUGAUGGAGGACCUAUCCUAACUCCUUUGUCAGGCCUUGAACCAAUACCUAACAUGGAGAAUUGGACACCAGAGCAACCUCAAGGCAAAAUGAAAUCUUCCUUCAGCCCGUACGAAGACAACGCAAACAAUGAGUCACAGUGGGCGAACGAUAGCAUCCCAGAUUACCUCAACGCCAUCCGCAGACACACAGAUGCUAUUAAACUGGCAGCAGAAAAGGGUAACACUGUGGGAACCGUCGCUGUUUCUUUGGCGGCCCCUCCUUCCCAGAACCUUUGGGCCAAAUUGCAAGAGGUCCGCUUAAAAAAUCCCGUCAGUGGCCUUAUGGAGUAUGCCCAGUAUCUGGGUCAAAGCUGUGAGUUCCUUCUUCUGGACCAGAGUGGACCGUCUCAUGACCCAAGAUUUCGAAUGCAGGUGAUGCUCAAUGGACGGCUGUUUCCUAUUGCGGAGGCUUCGAAUAAAAAAGUGGCUAAAAAGGACGCAGCGGCGGCCACUCUGCGUAUCCUCAUCAAAGAGAUGCAGGGAGGCGAGAGUGCCGCAGACGAAGACAACACUGCCAGCAUGGACCGAGAACCUGACCAACUCCCAGACACCUCUGGAUCAGCUGAAAACACACAGGGGGGUUCGGGAUCCGGGGGAGCAGAAGGGGCGGAGGGGCCCCGCCAGCCGCUGUCCCGCUCCCUGCCCGGUGGGAAGAAUCCGGUCUCCGUCCUGAUGGAGUACAGCCAGCGCAGCGGGAAACCCAUCGAGUUCAUCGCCACGGGGCAAACAGGCCCACCACAUGACCCACGGUUCAAGUACAGGGUGAAGGUGGGGGAAAACUUGUUUGCAGAAUCAUCAGCUCCAAGUAAGAAGGCAGCUCGCCAACUGGCGGCAGAGGAGGCCGUCAAAGAGCUAAUGGCUGAUGGAAAACUGCAACUUAACAAGCCUCUGCUGCCUCUGGGUCCUUCUAGCGAUGGCGAGGAGGGCAGCUCCUCUGGGGCGGCGUGCCCUUCUCUGCCACCUCUAACUGCUGAUGAGCUGCGAGCGGCCCACGAGGCAGGUGUUGGGGAUCUCAUCAAUCACCUGAACAACAACGCAGUGUCGGGCCUGCUGGAGUACGCCAGAGCCCGAGGAUUUGCUGCUGAGAUCCGCUUGGUGGGCCAGUCUGGGCCGCCACACGAGCCAAAGUUCACCUACCAGGCCAAACUGGGCGGACGCUGGUUUCCUCCGGUUUGUGCUUCCAACAAGAAGCAGGGAAAGCAGGAGGCAGCAGAUGCCGCUCUGCGGGUUCUGAUUGGAGAAGCUGAGAGGGCAGCUCGCACGGGGGAGCUUAUCCCCAGCGAGCUACCAGUGAGCGGCAGCACAUUGCACGACCAGAUAGCGAUGCUGAGUCACCAGCGUUUCAACGCCCUGACCACGCGCAUUCAACACUGCCUUUUGGGACGCAAGAUUCUGGCCACCAUCGUCAUGAGAAGAGGGGAAGGCCUGGGGACCGUGGUCAGCCUCGGGACUGGAAAUCGUUGCGUCAAAGGGGAGGAGCUGAGCUUGAAAGGGGAGACCGUUAAUGAUUGUCAUGCGGAAAUAAUCUCCAGAAGAGGAUUUAUUCGGUUUCUGUACAAUGAGCUGCUCAAACACUAUGAUGGCACCGAUGACAGCAUUUUUGAACCGGCAGACGGGAACAAACUUCAGAUCAAGUCUGACAUCACCUUUCACCUUUAUAUCAGCACGGCACCUUGCGGCGAUGGCGCUUUGUUCGACAAGUCGUGUAGUGAGACGGGAGAUGAAGUGCCGGGCCACCAGCCUCUAUUUGAGAACGUCAAGCAGGGGAAGCUUCGAACCAAAGUGGAGAACGGUGAGGGAACCAUCCCGGUGGAGUCGAGUGACAUCGUACCCACUUGGGACGGCAUUCAGCACGGCGAACGGCUGCGAACCAUGAGCUGCAGCGACAAGAUCCUGCGCUGGAACGUGCUCGGCCUCCAGGGGGCACUGCUGACGCAUUUCCUUCAUCCCAUUUACCUGAAGUCCAUCACGCUUGGUUAUCUGUACAGCCACGGUCACUUGACUCGUGCCGUCUGCUGUCGCCUCGCCAGAGACGGCGAAGCCUUUGACCAGAGUCUGCCCCGCCCCUUCACGCUGAACCAUCCUGAGGUGGGAAGAGUGAGUGUGUACGACUCCACGCGUCACACCGGCAAGACCAAAGAGUCCAGCGUGAAUUGGAGCCUUCCAGACCAGUACAACGUGGAGGUGCUCGAUGGGACCAAAGGAACGCUAGAUGGGAACAAACAAGCGGUGUCCCGGGUAUCCAAGUCCAACCUGUUCUGUCUGUUCCGCUCGCUGUGCCAGAAGUCUAAUCGCGCUGACCUCCUCUCCCUGCCCUCCUACGCUCAGGCCAAAAUGUCGGCCACCUCCUUCCAACUCGCCAAACAACAGUUCUUUCAAGCGCUCAGCGUCCACGGCUACGGAGCCUGGAUCGGCAAGCCGCUGGAAGAGAAGAGCUUCGAGUCUCUGGAGGCAACGAGAAACAACGGCGCGUGCAGCUCCGUGGAGUUUGGAAGAAAUGAGGGGGCCGUGGAUUACAAGCCAGCAGAGGCGUAGAUUCGUACUUUUGUUUUACUUUUAUUUUUUUUGUACAACAGGAAGGAGAAAAGGUUUAAAGAGGUGUGCAUCAGAAAGAUUAAGGAAGUUAGAGAGCCAAAAGUUUUGAAAAAACCUACAAAUUAAUACAAAACAUUACAUGCAAAUAAAUUAUUGAAAAGUUGACAGGUUAAUUUUUUACUUGUAUUAUGUGCUUACAGCCAGUUUAGUUGUCUGUCAUGAGGAUGUGGCAUAUGCUAGCACCUGGUUGUUGCAUCACGUUUGCAGGUUCUUGAGUCAUAGCACACUCGGAACUGAUCCAGACCAGUUUCAUUUGAAACUUUUUGUUUUACAUUCUCCUGCAAGGUCUCCGUCUAGCAGAAGAACCCAUCGGUCUAGAACUUUUUCAUGCCGCGCUGCCAUUGGUGGAUCUGUUUUUCUAGCACUAAAGCAGAAGAAAUUCUUCCAAAUAACAGGCAGUACAGAAAUCCUUCAUGUCACACUGCUGCUGCCGUACAAUCAUCUACAUGUUGUUAUUGUGCUGCAUUUUGAUAAGCCCUAAAUAGCUGUAGUUUCUAAAAUAACCUUAAAAAUAGCCCAAUUUCUAUACAAUAUUUUUGUUCUUUUCCCAUUCAUUUUUAAUGUUUUUUUUUACUCAAAAUCCUAAAACUGCCCUUUCUGCAUGUUACCUGUUUUAAAGUCCUGGUAUGAAGCUGUCUGGAUGCAUGACUGCUUCCACAAAAAAAAAAAAAAAAUCAGAAUGGCCGCCUUGUUUUCUUAAAAUGAUGCAAUAUACACAUUAUGUGUACACAGCUACACAAAUGCACUGCUGUACAAUCCAAAGGCCUGAAUGUGUUUUGGAACCAUUCAGAAAAUGUCUAAUCAGAGGUUUCUCUGCACUGGAGCUGCAGGUUGGAUCGUGAUGUUCUACGCCUGCUGUUUGUGUAGACGACUUGUUUUGUCUUGAAAUCAAGGGAAUGCUACAAAUGCAAUGCCAAGUGGCACAGUGUCGCGUCAGACACGUUUGUGCUCGAUUUUGAUUUUUAAGUACACAUUCUGAUAUCUGAGUGCGAGGAAAACUGAAAAAUGGGAGUUUAUGUGACUUUUAUUAGGAUGAACUCCAACUUUUUUUUUUUUUGUUUAUACCGGCAUGUGACUUUGUCAGAGCAGCCGUUUUCUCCCCUCUUAAAUUCUGAUGUUUCUGUUUUAUUUUUCUGCCACCAGAUGUCUGUCUGUAACAGACGCUUAUUUCAGUAACAGCUGCCUUUCAAUUAUCUCAAGCCAAACAGUUUUCCCUUUCCAGCAUCUGCUGUCAGAAAAACUUAACAAAGAAUUCUGUUUAAAUUCCAUUUCUUGUCCUUGAAAACCUUAAAUCCUGCGAUUUAAAACGCAGACAGACGGCUAUUUUCAGUCACUUAAAUUCCUCUCAUUCUGAUGCUUCAGUCUGAGCUGGUCGUCUUUUCAGCGUUUGAUGCAUUCCCCUCUUUUAUUUCCUUUACCCAGAAAAUGAUCUGGACAGUUUUAAAAUAAGGAUUUUUUUGUUUGUUACUGUAGAACACAGAUCUGUGCAUCUAAGUUGUAGCUAAUGAACCAACAAUUUUGAAGAUUUUAUUAUUAAAAAAAAAACUACACAAUUCCCUUUUUAAUAAUUUUUUGAUUGAUUUUGAGUGUUUGUAUUUCAGUUUAAAGAAAUGUUUAAGUGUACAGAUUUCUGGUGGGCUCAGAUUUCUUGUCCCACUGUAUGCAAAUAUGUAUGUUUUCAGUUGUGUGUAUAUAUUCUGUAAAUCACCUUGAAUGGCUUUUCUAUGUUUUAAAUGAUGCUUUCAGCAGAUUCCAUGUGAGUUUACUGUUCUACGUUUUUUUUACAUCUUUAAUUAUCAGAGAAAUGGGAAUAAAAUACAGAGUCUGCUAAAUUUAUCAUUUGAAUUCCUCAAGGUGGGCUUGCAUCAACGUAGCAUCGCGGUGUCCAAAGACCGCUGGAUGCACUCUGGUUAUACUUUUUUCUUUAAGAAGAUUGGGAUUUUUUUUUUUCAUUGUGUUAUCCAUUCUCCAACAUGUUUCUGGUUGCAGUGCUCAGAAGGAUCAGCAGGUGGAAAUGUGUGCACAUCUAAACCCUUCAGGGGAGAAAGACUCCAUGAUGUCAGUCAGAUGUGAGUUUCUCUUCAUGAUGUUUGUCAGAUAAACAAAUUUCCUGUCAAUAUACCAGCACAUUGUAACGUCUGGAGGUCAUUUCAGGGUUUUUUUUUAUGUGUGAAAAUCUGUUUUAGUCGACUCAAACAUCUUCUGUUCUGCGUUUGAUCCAUCUGUACAUGAACCAACAUGGUUAAGCAGCUGAUGGGAGCGGGUAUAAAAACAUGGGAAUACUGAAAGGAGGAUGGCUGUGAUGCAUUUUAAUAAAACAUGUUCAAACUGUAAAGCUGCAAAUACAAUAAAUUGAAAAAACUAAUAAAAUGUUGUUUUUUUUAUUUAUAA